AGAAGAUGCCAAGACUGGAGAGGGUGGUCCUGGGUGGGGGUCCGGGAACAAGCCCCUGGCAAUCCUAAACCUGCCAGACUGGGGUCUCCAGGACAGGCCAUCUCUGCGAAGGCCCUGGAAAUAGGGAUUCUGGGAUACAAAUUCCCCCCAAAUCAAGGACAGAGCUGCAUAAAUUCUAGGUACAACUCCCUGGGCAAGGUUUGGUGUUCAAGGUUCGGGACACAGUUCCCUUUAUCAAGCUGAGGCCUUAACUGAGCCUAUUCCAGACAAAAUCCGUACUCCUCCUGCCAGAAGGGUUCUUCGAGCACAACAGCCCCCUGAUCGAGAUCUUGAAGAUUAGCUCCCUGGAUAGAACUGCCAAGGCCAAGGCUGUGGGGUGUGGGGGUCAUCCAAGUACUGUCUACUCCCAGGGGUCCUGGAUCCAGCCUGCCUCCCGUCCCCCCCCCCCCAAGCCCUUGGGCGGUGUCCCAGGCAAAUCCCCUUCUCAAAACAAGGUCCCUGUGUCUGGAACUCCACCCCAGCAUGAAUAAAAUAAGGAGAAUUUCAGGCAUUCCCCUACCCCACCUCCACCCCAUGCUUAGUCAGGGGUCUCAAGACAUUGGUCUCCUAGGCCACCCCCUUUGUCCCUAGGGCUGCUCAGCUGUCUAAGAGAGGCCCCACCCCGAGACAAUGCUCAGCUUUCCUAGCCAGACGGAUUCCCCCCACCCCCAAGGCUCCAGGAUUUAGCUUGGGCUGGGGGCGGCUCCCCAGAGACCGGUGGAAACCUGUCUGCAGCCUCUGUGGUGACCAGCGGCUUUGUGUGUGGGUGGACCCAGGAGACCUGGUCAGCAUUUGUCCCCAGCCCCCUGUGGGGCCUUGGGGCCCCCUGAAACCUUCAGGACGGAGUCAGACGGGGCGGGCACCAUGAACAAGUUACGGCAGAGUCUGCGGCGGAGGAAGCCAGCCUAUGUGCCCGAGGCAUCGCGCCCACACCAGUGGCAGGCAGACGAGGAUGCAGUGCGCAAGGGCACAUGCAGCUUCCCUGUCAGGUACCUGGGUCAUGUGGAGGUGGAGGAGUCCCGGGGGAUGCAUGUUUGCGAAGAUGCUGUGAAGAAGCUGAAGGCGAUGGGCCGGAAGUCCGUGAAGUCUGUCCUGUGGGUGUCAGCCGAUGGACUCCGAGUGGUGGACGACAAAACCAAGGACCUUCUUGUAGACCAGACCAUCGAGAAGGUCUCCUUCUGCGCUCCUGACCGCAACCUGGACAAGGCUUUCUCCUACAUAUGCCGUGACGGCACCACACGCCGCUGGAUCUGCCAUUGCUUUCUGGCUCUCAAGGACUCCGGCGAGAGGCUGAGCCACGCUGUGGGCUGUGCGUUCGCUGCCUGCCUGGAAAGGAAGCAGCGGCGGGAGAAAGAGUGUGGAGUGACGGCUGCCUUCGACGCCAGUCGCACCAGCUUUGCCCGAGAGGGCUCCUUCCGCCUGUCGGGGGGCAGCAGGCCUGCAGAGCGUGAGGCUGGGGACAAGAAGAAAGCAGAGGCAGCAGCCGCUCCCGCUGUGCCUCCUGGCCCUGCCCAGCCUGGGCAUGUGUCCCCAACACCAGCUACCACAUCCCCUGGUGAAAAGGGGGAGGCAGGCACCCCAGUGGCCGCAGGCACCACUGCUGCUGCCAUUCCCCGGCGCCACGCACCUCUGGAGCAGCUGGUUCGCCAGGGCUCCUUUCGUGGGUUCCCGGCGCUCAGCCAGAAAAACUCACCUUUCAAACGUCAGCUGAGCCUGCGAUUGAACGAGCUGCCGUCCACCCUGCAGCGCCGUACAGACUUCCAGGUGAAGGGCACAGUGCCUGAGAUGGAGCCUCCUGGUGCCAGUGACAGUGAUGGCAUCAAUGCUCUGUGCACACAGAUCAGCUCAUCCUUUGCCAGUGCUGGAGUGCCAGCGUCAGGGCCACCAUCUGCCACAACAGGAACUUCUGCCUGGGGCGAGCCCUCCAUACCCCCUGCAGCUGCCUUCCAGCCCGGGCACAAGCGGACACCUUCAGAGGCUGAGCGAUGGCUGGAGGAAGUGUCCCAAGUGGCUAAAGCGCAGCAGCAGCAACAGCAGCAGCAGCAGCAGCAGCAAGCAGCCUCCGUGCCACCAAUGCCCACCAUGGCCCCCACCCUUCCACCCUUUUCUGCCCCCGUGGGGCCCUUUGACACUGCAGCUGCCCAGGUGGCUGUGUUCUUGCCACCCACACACAUGCAGCCUCCAUUCGUGCCCGCCUACCCAGGCCUGGGUUAUCCACCCAUGCCCCGGGUGCCAGUGGUGGGCAUCACACCUUCACAGAUGGUGGCCAAUGCCUUCUGCUCAGCUGCCCAGCUUCAGCCCCAACCUGCCACAUUGCUUGGAAAAGCCGGGGCCUUCCCCCCACCUGCUGCACCCAGCGCCCCUGGUGGCCAGGCCCGUCCACGCCCCAAUGGGGCGCCUUGGCCCCCAGAGCCAGCGCCUGCCCCAGCCCCUGAGUUGGACCCCUUUGAGGCCCAGUGGGCAGCAUUAGAAGGCAAACCCGCUGUGGAGAAGCCCUCUAACCCCUUCUCUGGUGACUUGCAGAAGACCUUCGAGAUUGAACUGUAGCCCAUGUUGCCCUGCUCCCACUUCAUCAGCCCCAGGUGCACCACACUCAGGAGGGGAGGCCCAGCCUCUCCCCUAUUGCUGCUCCCCGGGCUGCGCCCCUCACCACACCCUCUAAGCCCUUCUCUCCGCCACCCCUCACAAACCACUACAGAACCAAUAUUGUGAUGCCUAGGUUGCGCCAAGAUGGAAUUCAGGGAUGGACCCAGCCUGGCUAAGGGAACCAUUUCACUGUCGGACUUAGGCUGGUGGUGCCCCUUCCCCAACCCCAGAUGCGGAAUACCCUCGGUUCAAGCAACUUUCCCCAGUUUCUGUUGCCCUUCCACCUUUCAGUGUUGGGCAGAAUGGAGGAGGGAUGUCCACUUAGGGGCGCUCCCCGGCCCACCUCAAGCCUGGUCAUCCCCUCCCCGCCCCGUACACACAGCACAAGCCAAGGGCUUCCCCUCUGCCCACGCUGCGUUCACUGCCAAUGCUGUGCUUGCCCAGUCCCCCUCCCCCAUUCGGGGACCAUGUCUUCCGUAGGGCCGAGGUCUCAUGGGGUGGGGCCCGACAGGGGACCCAGGAGAGGGGGAGGGGGGAGGGACAAAGACGCUCAGUUACCUCAUGUCGGUGCCCGCUGGGGAGGGGUCCCAGAAGAGGAGGAAGGGGUGCCUGGCGGGUACUUUUCUAUCUUUUAUUUCCAGAUUUUUUUUGUAUCUAAACUUGCAGAUUUGUAUUAUACAAGGACAGUCAAUAAAGGAAGAAUAUA
Chionomys nivalis (European snow vole) is the source of this 3331-nucleotide messenger RNA. It is a transcript of the gene Numbl, whose product is annotated as NUMB like endocytic adaptor protein. Lineage: Eukaryota; Metazoa; Chordata; Mammalia; Rodentia; Cricetidae. The record is from RefSeq and is a predicted model, not a curated record. The transcript is spliced from 10 exons. The coding region runs from base 904 to 2586 and encodes 560 amino acids.